Molecule: messenger RNA, 2889 nt
Organism: Rodentolepis nana
Lineage: Eukaryota; Metazoa; Platyhelminthes; Cestoda; Cyclophyllidea; Hymenolepididae
Source: the annotation of a GenBank genome assembly
AUGGUAAGCAUUCAUGCGGAUUCUCCUGGAACUGUGAGAAGAACUGCUAAGUGUAGCAAUUUGAUUGUGUUUCAGCUCUCUCAAUUAGCGGACGUCCCAUCUCUUAUCAACAUCGGUACAAAACAAGCAACCGUCUCUGUCCCUGUUGUAAACAGCGCCGCUGUUCUCUCACCCGGGAUCGUUCUCGCAACUCUUGCCUUCUUGGCCUCCUGGAUCGUCUGUGCUGAGGGUGGGGUUGGCCGUCUGCGUCGUACUCUUCGCAACCAUGCAGCGCGGAUUAUUCAAGUCUGGUGGAGACGAUUGCAUGCAACAAACGACUCUGGAUUUCGACAUGUGGUACUUCCAUCUCGCCUUCUUUUCAUAACUCCCGAUGCAUCUAUUGAAGAUCUUCCAACUUCCACUACUACUACAGUUGGAGAUAACCCAAUUCAAUCCAUAAUUUCUCCUGAUUUCCACUCUGAAGAGGCGAAUCACCAUAUCGUCGAAGAUGCUGCUCAAAGGCAUGAUUACUCGAAUAUUUCCCCACCUGCUUCUGGAGACGCUCUCUCCAAAUGCACAGUUUCAACUGACCAGAAAGAUUUUCAUUGCAAAGAGCUAGAUGUUCAGUCUAUUGUGGAGUCUACUCAGCAAAUGGAUUGCGUUCCAAAUAUUUGUGGCGUUACACUCGGAGACAGUUUCGUUGAAUCGGCACCUUUUGAAGGGAAGGCUAGGAUUCAAUCUACACCUCUUGUUUCUGGACAUUCAACUCCGUCUGACAAAAACGGUCGAGAUAGCCAAUCGGAAUCUACUAUGCGAAAGGAUGUUGCUUCCAUUAGUUCAUUCAAAUUCAAUGAUUACUCAGUUCCAGCUGAAUUUUCUUUCCAUGAGAAGAAGGAUUUUAGUAAGGAAUCGAUUGAAUCUGUUUUCACCGAAAACAGAGUAAUUGAUGACUUGGAAAUGACCGCAAUUUCCGUUUUGGCCUCUUUCGCCAAUCGAUCAGCUAUUGAUUACUCACCUGAAUCGGUGGCGGAUAAUCAAAGCGAUGUUGACGAAGAUGAGAGAAAGCAUAAUGCUGCUAUUCGUAUUCAACGGUCUGUUCGGGCGUGGUUGCUAGAACGUCGUAGAAAGGCCUUUGCAGUUGAGGUUCAAUCGGAUGUGAAAUCUUCCCUAUCCAAGAAGGUGAUUGAAAAACGCCAGGCUGCGAACACCCAACGCAGGAGACUGGCUGCUCUGAUUAUUCAAAAUGCCUGGAGAGCGCAUUUGGCUAGAAAACGCUUCCUGGAAAUUCGAGAAAAGGUGGUAGUUCUACAAGCGUUCUGGAGACAGAUUCUUGUUCGUAGAGCUCUAGCUCAGAGACUUGCAAAGGAGCGUUCUGUUGUCAUCAUUCAAUGCUGGUGGCGCAGUAUUCAACAGCGUCGUGUCUUCCUUCUUCAGCGCCAUUCUGCAAUUGUCAUCCAAUCUUGGUGGCGUAGUACUUUGAUGGAGAGAAGACGACAGAAAUUAUUAUCAUUACAGACUACCAGGAUUCAAGCAGCCAUUGUUAUCCAACGACAUGUCCGAACCUUUCUGUCUCGUAGGCGCGAGGCUACUGCUGCUGCUUAUAAAAUGCAACAUUGGUGGCGGGUGUGUUUGCUAAGGAAACGAAUUGACGCUGCUGUUGCCAGAAAUAGAGAAUUGGUGGCUCACAGGAAGAACAGUGCCGUGAGUACCAUUCAAAGGGCUUGGAGAUUAUAUAAACAAAGAAAAGAGCUCAAAGAACGCUCAAUCGUUCAGCAGACUAAUGCUGCUCGCAUCAUCCAGCGUGCUUGGAAAGCCUAUUGCCAGAGACGAAGAUUGGAAAUGGAAGAACAGGCCGCGAUACUAAUUCAACGCAGCUGGCGGGCUUCACGUCUUCGAAUUUGGUUAUACCACCGCCGUAGGGCAGCUCUCGUCAUCCAAGCUGCAUGGCGUGGCUAUAAGGCUCGUUCCUCGGUUGCCAAGGCGACUUCAGUUUGUGCUGCAGCUUUGCGAAAACGCCUGAGUGUGGCGAGCAAGCAGGCCAAAGAGCAGCCUCAGAACCGCCUAGGUGUCAGAGCGCAACGUGCGUUAGCAAAUUUACUGCGCUACACUUCUGUAACCAGUGUGUUGGAUGCUCUUGGUCACCUCGAAACUGCAACUCGUCUCUCCAGGGAAGUUUGUACUUGGCUUCUCACAGUGCCCUCUUCCUCAACUCCUUGCGGCCAUAAUGAGUAUCUUCCACACGUUCUCCUUCGUCUCCUCCACCUCUGCAAUAGAUCUGUCGCCGAUGAGGAGGUCGCCUUGGCAGCCGUCUCCGUGAUGCUCAAUCUUGUCAAUAACGUUGACCACCGGAGACUCGACUCCUCAACUUCUUUUCACAAUAUAUGGUGGCAACAGCAUGAGUGCGAUUCUGCGGAAUUCGGGAGCACCACCAACUCUGGGGACUCUAUUAAUUCGAAGUCCAUUGUGGAGUUUCUUUUUAUCUGCUUGCAGCGACUCUCAAGAAGCAGAAUAGGAACUGGGAGCGUCCGUCUCUUUGCUCGAACUGCAGCUCUUCUAGCCAAGCUCUGCAUUGCUCUUCGGCCCGAUUUUGAGAUUCCCACCCACUUCAUUCGUCAGAUAGAACUUCUCCUACCUUCAGUUCGUCGUCUUUGGUCAGCGACUCUGUCGAGAAAUCCUGUUCGAGCGGAAGUCACAGCUCUCAUUCGGAAUUACAAAGUAACUAGUAGCAGACGUGAAUUUCUUCUACGACGUGUCGACCUGGAGCUGAAUCUAGAGCGUCUUCCAUCGAAGCCAUCGAUUGAUCCUCUGGUAGCCUGUGAGCUUCUUAUGCUCACCCUCCACGAGCAUCGAUUCCGACAGCGUCAGUGCAGCCAUCAUCAUCUAUCAGUUCGGCCUGGUUCUCCAUUUUAG